UCCAACAUUGCCUCAAACCCCAAACCAAUAGCCUCUAUCAACACUAGCUAGAACACUACAUAGUACAUACAAUAAUGAAUUCUUCCACAUCAAAAAGUUUCGGUGGCUGUAAACAAAAAACAGAUGAGAUUAGUAGGGCUGAGGAGAGUGGGUGGACUUCUUAUCUGCAGGAUUUUUCAUUGAAUAGUAGCAGUGAUAACUAUGGCGGCUCGGCGGCGUAUUCUUACCGUGGAGAUUACAGCCGUUUUGGCGGCCCUUCUUUGCACUCCGACGCUGCCUCUCCGGCUGCAUGGAAGGAGCGCGGUGGCGCCGAUGCUCACGACGGUGGAGACUCAAUGGGCGGCUUUCAUCAGAGACUCAAGAACUUGAAGAAAUCAAAAAAGAAAACGUCUGACCCUGACUUGGAGGAUACUGCUAGCUCACCUGUCAAUAGUCCAAAGGUUACUGUUCUCAAGCCGGCGGAAAUCAACCAGAAGAAAAUUAAAGAAAGUAAUAUUGGGAAUUACAGCAAUUACCGGUAAAAUGAAAGUGCAUGGGUUUUGAAUGUUUUCAAGACUUGCAGAGUGAUGAAGCAUUCAUCAUAUGCAACUGGAUGAUCGAAUGUUAAGGAUUUAAUUUUAAUUAAACCGUAAUUACAUGUAAUUGUUUAAUUAGAUGCUCAUUAUGCAAUUCAAUUUCAGCAUAUAUAUGUAUCAAAGUUACAUGUAAUUGUUUAGAUGCUUAUUACAAUAACUGAUCAAUAAACAUUUUCAAUAUAAUUAUAUUGC
This is a messenger RNA of Ipomoea triloba (trilobed morning glory), 767 nucleotides long. Its product is annotated as vascular-related unknown protein 1-like. Bases 75 to 521 code for a protein of 148 amino acids. Gene Ontology annotation, biological process: xylem development. The transcript is spliced from 3 exons. The record is from RefSeq and is a predicted model, not a curated record. NCBI's taxonomy places the organism in Eukaryota, Viridiplantae, Streptophyta, Magnoliopsida, Solanales, Convolvulaceae.